AUGCCUUCCACCAAUCCCUCCUCCUCCUCAUCCGCCGGCGACAUCAGCGACGCCGCCGCCGCGGCCGCCCUCUCGAGGCCCGCCGCAUAUCGGGUCACCUCGUCCCUCCUUACCCAGGACGCGGUCGAUGCCCUGCGCAGGAAGCACGGCGUGCCGACCGCCUACACCGCGCGCCCCGCUGGCGACCGGCGCGCCUUCACUCCGCCUCCAGAGCGGGCCGUGUGCCUGUACGCGCACGCUCUCGAGGCCGGGGUGCGCCUCCCGCUGCACAGCUUCUUCUCCAAGGUGCUCACCCACUUCAACCUCGCGCCAGGCCAGCUCGUGCAUAGCGGGUGGCGCGUCCUUGUGGGGUUCGUGGUGUUCUGCCGCGAUGCCGGCGUGAAGCCAUCGACGACCGUAUUCCGCUACUUUUUCUCGCUGGUCACAUACAAGUCCGGGUGCUGGUACGGCUUCCGAGCUGACCACGACGACCGCAAGCUCUUCACUGGGUAUUGUCUGGAAUCCGAGGAGACGUGGAAGGGCAGGUUCUUCUUCCUGACAUCGCCGGAGCCAUGGCCCUGCCCCGUGCUUUGGGCCGAGCGGCCGUCGAAGUACAACUACUCCAGCAGCGUCCCUGAGCGAGUGCUCACAAGCCGGCAAAAGAGAAUGGCGGCAAAGCUACUGGGCGCACGCAGCACCGCGGUUGAUCUCCGGACUUACCUCUCUGAUACCAAACUUGCAGAGGUUUUCUCUUCCAGCAUCGCCUCACCACCGCCCGGGCCUGCCCUUCAUUCCACUGGCGGCAAAGGCACGGAUACGUCCGCGGCGACUGUGAAACCUGAGCCGGACGGCGACGCGCCGACGGUGUCCCUGAAAAAGAGGAAACACGAGGAGGCAGCUAUGGCAAAAGACGACCUUUGCCGUUCUGAGCAGAGCACGCCGCAUGCUGCCCAUGGCUGCUCGGCCUCCGCAUCCGGCUUGGGUGCCCCGCCAGGUUUCGACCCGAAGGCACGGCACCUGCCCGUGCCCGACACACACGACGGCGACAGCGCCGACUGGGAGGCCGCGAAGAAGGUGCUAGAGUGCAUCACCACGCCGUCGCGGGAGCGUGGGUUCGCCGCUGCAACGCCCUCCGACGUCGUCGCGUCGAGCUACUCCGCAAUGCUCCAGGCCGCGAACUACGCGUCAUUCUCCUUCGGCUAUGCACUGGAGCUGGAGAAGAAGCUGGCUGCGCGGGACAAAGAGAAUGCCGCUCUAUGA
Molecule: messenger RNA, 1239 nt
Organism: Triticum turgidum subsp. durum (durum wheat)
Lineage: Eukaryota; Viridiplantae; Streptophyta; Magnoliopsida; Poales; Poaceae
Source: the annotation of a GenBank genome assembly